Molecule: messenger RNA, 3275 nt
Organism: Mauremys mutica (yellowpond turtle)
Lineage: Eukaryota; Metazoa; Chordata; Testudines; Geoemydidae
Gene: MMD
Product: monocyte to macrophage differentiation associated
Exons: 7
Coding region: 155-874 (239 amino acids)
Cellular component (GO): membrane
Molecular function (GO): pore-forming activity
Source: RefSeq, a predicted model, not a curated record
CCUCCCCGUGUGCCGCCGGCUCCGUCUCUCCCGCGCACGCCGCUGCCGGCGCUCCGGGCCGCGGGGCUCGCAAGCCAAUGAGGGCCCGGACCCCGGCCCUCGCCGCCGCCGGAGCCGCCCGCAGCCCCCCGGCCCGACCCCCCGCCCAGGACCCAUGCGGCUGCUCCAGGAGAGGCUGCGGAGGUUCAUGAACCACCCAGCUCCAGCAAACAGCCGCUACAAACCCACUUGCUAUGAACAUGCUGCUAACUGUUAUACACACGCAUUCCUCAUUUUUCCAGCCAUUGUGGGUAGUGCCCUCCUCCACCGGCUCUCUGAUGAUCGAUGGGAAAAGAUAACCGCAUGGAUGUAUGGCAUGGGCCUCUGUGCACUCUUCAUUGUUUCCACGGUGUUUCACAUUGUUUCCUGGAAAAAGAGUCACUUAAGGACAAUGGAACAUUGUUUUCACAUGUGUGACAGAAUGGUGAUCUAUGUCUUUAUUGCAGCAUCAUAUGCACCAUGGUUAAAUCUUCGUGAGCUUGGACCUCUGGCAUCUCAUAUGCGUUGGUUUAUCUGGCUAAUGGCAGCUGGAGGAACCAUUUAUGUAUUUCUCUACCAUGAAAAGUAUAAGAUUGUUGAACUCCUUUUCUAUUUAGCAAUGGGAUUUUCUCCUGCUCUGGUAGUGAUAUCCAUGAACAACACCGAUGGACUUCAAGAAGUUGCCUGGGGAGGCUUAAUUUAUUGCAUGGGAGUGGUGUUCUUCAAGAGCGAUGGAAUCAUUCCAUUUGCCCAUGCCAUCUGGCACAUGUUUGUAGCUAUUGCAGCUGCAGUUCAUUACUAUGCCAUUUGGAAGUACCUUUACAGAAGCCCUGCAGACAUUAUCCGUCACUUAUGAUUUUUUUAAAAAAAAUCUGCACUAGGCCUCCAUAACAGUAUUAUUUGAUGUAAGGAAUUCUGGGGAAUUGAGAAAUUGCACAGGAAAAUCUGCACUGACAUAGAUAGUUCUCUGAAUGCAUUUACUGUGAACAGAUGUUAAAUAAUGUGUCCUGGAAUUGCCCUUCAUACAGCAAGUACUGUAAAUAAUCAGGACACUAAAGUACAGUACUGAUAGUCCAUUCCACACUAGUAGAACUGGGUUCCUGAUGUUUACUAACCAGAAUUUUUGUAUUCUAGAUUAAUUUUACAGUUUUUACUAUAUGAAUUUUUCUAAAUUAGUGAUUCAAAUUGUGAAAGUCAGUGCAAUAGCAAAGAUGUAACUUCUUUUGUUUUAAAAUUGGUUUCUACUGUUUUUUCACUAGCCAUUUAAUAAACAUAAAUCAUGGAGGGAUAGAUCUAGUUUUACCGCACGUCAUCUUGGCAUAAUAUGACUUUUAUAGAAAUUUUAAACUUUUUUUUUUGUAAAUUUUAAAAGUACAUUUAUUUAAAUGAAAACACACAACUGUCAUCUAUGCAGUUAUUCAUAUUGCAAACUCUUAACAAGAAACUUACAUUCCACAUACUGUACUGACAAGCAAACAUUAUACCUCUUCCAAAAGUUUUAUUACAAGUGUGGUUGUAACUACAAGUUUUUAAAAAUUAUGAAUUUCAAAACGUGGUUCUGCCAAGCUUGAGUGUGAAAACAUGCUGCUCACUAUAAUACAUUUAGUUACUUCGGGCUUGUCUACAUGGUGGAAUAAUGCAGAUUACAGGGUGUGAUUUGUAACGUGCACUAACAUGCUACAUUGUCCUUAUGGGCCCAGAUGCUGCAAAGGCUCUCUAAUGCACUUUAAUGUAGUGCUAUUUGAAACAGUAUUAUGUUAAAGUGCACUAGGGAGCCUUUAGUGCACACCAGCAUGGUCUGUAUCAACCAAUUAAUGUGCAGCAUACCCCCGUAGUCCACAUUACCGCACCAUGUAGACAACCUCUUAGUAUGGCUUAUCAAUGAAAGAAACAAAGUGUUUCAGACAAGUAGUUAAUACCAGUCAAACAUUUUAAGACACCUCCUCACAUGCCAUCUAUAGAGACAGUUGAAUUGAUGAGAGCGGACUUUUCAAAACUUGGCAGUAGCAAUGCAGGUGGCCAGCUAUUAAAUAUUCCAGUAUCCAAAUGACAAUGAGGAAGCAUCAGUAAUUGUCCAGAAGAGUUAAUAUAUAUUGGUGCUGAAACAUUAAGGCUACAAUAUCAAAAGGAUCUCAGCGGAGUUGGAUACCGGCAACCCCUGGCUUUGAGUGGGCGUUGUAUGUCUAACUCCCUUAGGCUCCUUCAGAAUCCCAGCCAAAACUGGUAUAUUGCGAUUGCUGAUAACGUAGAGUAUUUUAUGGUUACUGGUUCUUCACACACAUGGCCUUCUAGUGAAGAGAGCCUGAAGAACUUGAUAGAAUCUCUCAUCAAUUUGGGACCUUAAGAAGAGCAAAACUGGGCUUAGCAUAUUGCUAUUUUCUGUACAGGAAAACGAAAUGUAGCAAGGCAUGAUUGUAGAACACGUGCAUUAAAUAUCUAGAUGUAGAUGCCUCACUGUAAUGCUGUGUGUCCAGUUAUUGUAUCUGUCCCACUACAUUAUCAAUGUCUUAUAUUAAGAUUGACUUGAUCCUUUUUUCUAAUUUACUCAGUUUUUCAUGUCAGUGUUUUAAAAACUAAAAAAAACAAACCUGUUGCCUUUUUCAGAUUUUGUUCUGGAUAUUGCCUGUCUUCAAACAAUAGACUAGUACAAUAGGGAUGUUUUUCAAGGUACUAUUUAAUAUUUCAUCUGAACUUGCCAGUGGGUUGUUUGCAUAUUACAGAAUCUGUACAUUUCUAUACAAUUUCCAGGAAGGGACACUUUAUUUAAAAAAAAAAAAAAAAAAUCAAGGCGUGGAAAUGAGUUGCCAUACAGUGUUAGCUGGUGACUGGAAAACGGCACCACUACACUAGUCGUGUACCACUAGUUAAAUCUCUAAAAAAGCAUAAAAAUGGAACAUCUGGGCAGACAAUCCUUUGUAUGACAGUCUUAAACAUGCGGAUGCCUGCAGUUUUUUAACAUGUCUGUUUUUAAUGUUUUUCACUUCUGUGGGUUCAUCUAUUCUGUUCAAAUGGAGCACUGUUAAAACCACUAAAAUUGAUGUAAAUGUUUGCUUUUUUGUCAAAAAUGAAAUUUUUGCUUGGAUUUGUUCCAUUAUCUUUAGUUAAUUUUCAUGGCCAGUUGUUUGGAGUAUUUAAUGGUGAAAAUGGUUUUUAAAAAUUGGAACUCGCCAAAAAUAUUUUGAAUGACUGUAUUCUAGUCUACAUGAAUUUGAAUGUACUAGACUAUUAAAAAAAUAAAUAUUUUGUGAAUUUGGAAA